Synchiropus splendidus (mandarinfish) is the source of this 1541-nucleotide messenger RNA. It is a transcript of the gene adss1, whose product is annotated as adenylosuccinate synthase 1. Lineage: Eukaryota; Metazoa; Chordata; Actinopteri; Syngnathiformes; Callionymidae. The transcript has 13 exons. Gene Ontology annotation, molecular function: adenylosuccinate synthase activity; GTP binding. Gene Ontology annotation, cellular component: cytoplasm. The coding region runs from base 78 to 1451 and encodes 457 amino acids. Gene Ontology annotation, biological process: IMP metabolic process; 'de novo' AMP biosynthetic process. The record is from RefSeq and is a predicted model, not a curated record.
CCCCCCUCCACAGGAGUUACAGAUAUGGUCACUUGUCCGUGGUCAGUCUUCUCGAGACUGACUCGACUCCGGCCGCCAUGUCGCUCAGCUGGUCCGCCAAAGACCACAAGAACUCCAACCCGCCCGCCGCCGCUGCGGGACUGAAGCGCGGCCGCAGCGACGGGGGCAACAAAGUGACGGUGGUUCUGGGUGCGCAGUGGGGCGACGAGGGGAAGGGGAAGGUGGUGGACCUGCUGGCCACCGACGCCGACGUUGUCUGCAGAUGUCAGGGAGGCAACAACGCAGGACACACAGUGGUGGUGGAUGGCAAGGAGUACGACUUCCACCUCCUCCCCAGCGGCAUCAUCAAUCCUAAAAGCACGUCGCUCAUCGGAAACGGCGUUGUCGUUCAUUUGCCCGGCCUGUUCGAGGAAGGAGAUAAGAAUGAGAAGAAAGGUCUGAAAGGAUGGGAGAAGAGGCUUAUCGUCUCUGACAGAGCUCACAUUGUGUUCGACUUCCACCAGGCUGUGGAUGGCCUGCAGGAGACUGAACGACAGGCCCAGGAAGGAAAGAACAUCGGGACGACCAAGAAGGGCAUUGGACCGGCUUACUCCAGCAAGGCCUCUCGCACUGGCCUCCGGGUCUGCGACCUGCUCGGCGACUUCAAAGACUUCUCCAGCAGGUUCAAGAACCUGGUUCACCAGUAUCAGUCCAUGUAUCCGUCCCUGACAGUCGACGUUGACGACCAGCUGAAGAAACUCAAGGAAUAUGGCGAGCGAUUGCGGCCGAUGGUCAGAGACGGCGUCUACUACAUGUACGAAGCUCUGAACGGACCUCCCAAGAAGAUUCUGGUUGAAGGGGCCAACGCUGCUCUUCUGGACAUUGACUUCGGCACAUAUCCUUUCGUGACAUCAUCAAACUGCACUGUGGGCGGAGCCUGCACUGGCCUGGGCAUCCCUCCUCUCAAUAUUGGGGAUGUGUUCGGCGUUGCGAAGGCCUACACCACCCGGGUGGGGAUCGGAGCGUUUCCCACUGAACAGCUCAACCCCAUUGGAGAGCUGCUGCAGACGAGAGGGCACGAGGUCGGCGUGACAACGGGGAGGAAGCGUCGAUGCGGCUGGUUGGAUCUUGUCAUCGUUCGAUACGCACACAUGAUAAAUGGUUUCACCGCAAUUGCUCUGACAAAACUUGACAUUCUGGACGUGUUGGAUGAGAUCAAAGUUGGGAUCGCUUAUAAGCUCAACGGAAAAACAAUUCCUCAUUUCCCUGCCAACAUGGACAUUUUGCACAAAGUAGAGGUUCAGUACGAGACGUUCCCCGGCUGGAAGACCGACACCUCCGCGGCCAGGAAGUGGAGCGAGCUCCCGGUCAAGGCGCAGAACUACAUCCGCUUCAUAGAGAACCACAUCGGAGUUCCUAUCAAGUGGGUCGGCGUUGGAAAGUCCAGAGAGUGCAUGAUCCAGAUGUUCUAGAUCGUGACGGCAACAGAAAGCACAGUAUAUUUUCAUCGCCUAAUAAAUGUAAAGCCCAGAAGUUAAUAAAUUCUAUUUCUGUGUAACCAC